AUUUGGAGUAAACAAAUUAAAAAAGAAGGUAUUCUCUAAUCUCUAUAACUUCUUACCACUAUAUAAGCAUACAAAUUUCCUGUCACUUCCACUACCGAGCUAAGAAAACCAAGCACCGACUUGCAAGGCUAUUAAAAUCAAAACUAGCAACCAAUCACCAUGGCCUACCGCUACCAGAGCUCCUAUGAGGCUGAGAACCAAGACUACUCCUACAGUUCAAUGGGGGCUGUGGGUGGCAUGGGAGGCAUGGGGGCUGUGGGUGGCAUGGGAAGCAUGGGGACAAUGGGGGCAAUGGGGGGCAUGGGGAACAUGGGCCACAAUGCCCACAACAGCCGCCUUGGGUGUGAGAAUGGUUUAGGUAGUAGCCAGAUGGGUGGGUACUCCAGCUAUGGCAAUGCCAAUUCAGGAUAUGGGCUAGGAAACCACCAUGGACAGGGCUACCACCACAACCGCCAUGGUGGUGGUGCAUUGGCUUCUAACUAUGCGAUGAACCAAGGGGGUAGCUUUUACUCUGGCAAUAACUCCUGCGACCCAUGCCCGAGGUUUUUCUGAGCAGAAGAAUGUCCCCUGAAACCAGUAAUCCAGAAUUCUGGUAACAAUAUGUACUAUGUAAUAUCUAGAAUAAAUAAAUACCCUGCAAGCCCUAGGCUCUUGGCAGAGGUGUGCAGUUUGCUAAUGGUCUGUUUGCUAAAGUUUUAUUAAUAUAAUGAAGAUCCUGCAAUUGUCAUUCUAA
This is a messenger RNA of Spinacia oleracea (spinach), 733 nucleotides long. RefSeq names its product glycine-rich cell wall structural protein 1.8-like. The transcript has 2 exons. The record is from RefSeq and is a predicted model, not a curated record. NCBI's taxonomy places the organism in Eukaryota, Viridiplantae, Streptophyta, Magnoliopsida, Caryophyllales, Amaranthaceae. Bases 160 to 552 code for a protein of 130 amino acids.